UUGUCUUUCACGCCAACAAAGGAAACUUGGAAUGCAGUUUAAAGUCGUGCGCCAAGACAUUCGGAGUUAAUUCGCAGUCAGUUCGCUAACAGCUGAAAGUGACCAAUAAAUAAGUAAAAAAGUAAAUAAGCAAUUCUUGUGGCAUACACAAAGGAAAAUCUUUAAAAAGUAUCUGCAAAUAAAUGACAGGUCACAAAUAACAUAUUGUUGACAGCAUUGUUGCUGUUGUGUCACAAAACGGAAAGCGGAAAUUAUUAGCGUAGCUGGCAAACUACUGUCAAUGUGUCUGCAGGCUUUCCAGUCGAAGUUAUAAUUAAAGCAAGCGCUUGAAAAUAACUGCAAUACAAAAUUUUGUUGUGAAAAAAAGUGGACGCCCUUAAAGAAUUUGAAAUUUGUUGCAAGUUUAUUGUGGUGGUAAGUGGUGGUGUGGGUCAGCUCAGCUCAUCGCAAAUGUGUUUUGGGGUGGAAAGGCCAUUCGGUGCGUGGAAAAUGUGAAGUGUGGCGUUGCACUAGCAGUAGCGUUAGCAUUAGCAGCAGCAGCACUGUCUGCCAGUUAUUUAAAUAAUUGAUUUUUAUUGUAUGUGCGUGUGUUUUGCUUUAUUCAGACGACCGGUGUGAAUAAAAGUAAACAGCAGGCGUCUAUUAAUAUUAUUUAAUACAGUGACGGCGUAUGUGUGCAAAUAAUUUUUGGAAAUAUUUCUAUUGUGUAGCUACGUCUGCGAGAGGUGAUCCAACGGCGGCAGCAGCAGCAAAAGCGGCAACGUGUGUGACGGCGUCGUGCUACAAUCAAGACACUUAAACAAAUUGGAUGCGAAAACGCUGCACGUAGAAGCACAAUAGAAGCGACAUCCUGCUGCUUGUAAAAGGGAUUUUACGAAUUCGGAAAAAGGUUAUGGUAACCAAUGAACAAGAGUGGAGCGAAACUUUCGCAAAUUGCUAGAGAAAUGCAGUGAAUGUGUAUAACAUGAAAAGAACACAGUAAGUGUGUGGCAAAAGAGAGUUCGAAAAAAGCGUGUUGCAUGCAAUUUGUUGAGAUUACAGCGACAACAAUGAGCACACAUGCAAUGCGUUAGAAUAUGUAUGAAUUUGGAUUACGGUUGAGCAUUUAGAAGCUAUUAAAACUAUUGUACAUAUAUUUUAACGGCCAAGCGUAAGCGCUGUGCUACACAAAGAGACUCGAAAAUAAAUAUUAGUAGUGGACAAAGUGGAUAUCAAAGUUUAAAGUAUAAGAGGGUCCUUUUAGUGAAAGUGAAUGGGUGUGCAUUGCGCCACCAAAAAUUUCGCGCUUUAGCUGACUCAUUUUAGUUGGAUCCAGACACAUUCCCACAAAGAAAAAGUAUACAAACGAAGCUCGCUAUUCAAGUGUAGUCUACUCCCCCCGUGAACGGUGAAACGCGCGCCUCAAAGUGCAUUUAUUCCAGCAUACCAUGUCCUCGAUAUCGGCGCAGGGCGUGGUCGAACGUGCGUCCGCUGAACUCUCGAAACGCAUUAACGGCCUCGGGCUGCGUUCGAAGCAUCAUCAUGGCAGCGGCUCCAAUUCGUCCUCGUCCUCCUCAACACAAUCCGCUACUUCGUCGGGUGGCAGUAGCGGCAAGACCUCAGUAAUGGAACGCGUCACAAAUGCACUCUGUGGCGGUGGCAAUAGCAAUAACAACAGUAAUAAUAGCAACAACAGCAGUUCGAAUAGUGCAAACAACAGCAAUCCAGCUGUUACACCGGACAAACCAACACGCGGUGGCAGCGGCACUAAUAGCGGUACACAUACACCCACAGGCGGUUUGUCGACACCCGCUAGUCCCACGCUACCACAUAGCGUGCUUAUCGGUGCUGGUAAUAAUAUGCAGUUAUUGCAGCAACAACAGACAGCACCACAAGCACAACAACAGCCGUCACAUCCGCAUCAACAUUCGCAGCCGCCAGCGCCAACACCGCCAACACCGUCGCAACAUCCAUUACAGUCACAGAUUGCCAGUUCGACGCUGGUGAAUUCCAAUUCCAACAUGUUGGGCGGUGCAUCGCCGGUACUUGGUCAUCCUCUGGGUGCACCGCCAGCGCCCACAGUCAACUCGAUUGCCAAGCAAAUGAAUAUCACCAUACCCGGUCAGCCGCAAUUCAAUACCAUGGGUUUGGUGGCAGCACAAAAAUCGGUUGCCAAUCAAUCGGUGAGCGGCGGUACACCGCUGCAGUUGCGCAAGCAACUACCCAAUCCGCAUCUACAUCAUCCGUACGCGAGUGGGGGUGUGGGCGGCGGUGUUGCGGGCGUCUUGCCGUCGGGCACGGCGGGCGGCGCUUCAAACGUUUCACAACUGGCUGCUGCCGUUACACAGUCUGCGCUGAUAUUACACAAAUACCCGCCUCCGAUUACCAGCAUUGAGGCGUUGUUGCUUGACGAUCGUUUUUUGAAUCGCUUUUUACUUUACUUUUCCUCGUACGAACGCCGCACGUUAGCGCAGGUGUGCAUGAAAUGGCGCGACAUACUUUACCGCAGCCCGCGUUAUUGGUCGGGUCUGUUGCCGACCUUACAGUGUCGCGAGUUACGUCAAAUACCAAGCUGUGAUCGUGUAAAGCUGUAUAAUUCGUUGAUACGUCGUGGUUUUCAUGCGCUCGCGUUGGUCGGCGCCUCGGAUGAGGAUGCACUCGAUGUAGUACACUCAUUCCCGUUGGCAUCAAAACAUAUACAUUCGUUGAGUUUACGCUGUUCAUCGAUCAGCGAUCGUGGACUGGAGGCGUUGUUGGAUCAUCUGCAGAGUCUUUUCGAACUCGAACUCGCUGGUUGCAAUGAAGUCACCGAGGCUGGUCUAUGGGCCUGUCUAACCCCGCGUAUUGUCUCACUCUCACUCGCGGAUUGUAUUAAUAUCGCCGACGAAGCGGUGGGUGCAGUCGCACAGCUAUUACCAUCGCUCUAUGAAUUUUCACUGCAGGCUUAUCAUGUCACCGACGCAGCUUUGGGCUAUUUCUCGCCAAAACAAAGUCAUAGUCUGAGCAUACUACGCCUGCAAUCAUGUUGGGAAUUAACUAAUCAUGGCAUCGUUAAUAUUGUGCACUCUUUGCCUCACUUAACGGUAUUGAGUCUAUCCGGUUGCAGUAAACUCACCGAUGACGGCGUCGAAUUGAUAGCCGAAAAUCUGCAGAAGUUACGUGCCCUCGAUUUGUCUUGGUGUCCGCGCAUAACGGACGCAUCGCUGGAAUAUAUUGCCUGUGAUCUGAAUCAGCUGGAAGAACUGACGUUGGACAGAUGCGUACACAUCACCGACAUCGGUGUCGGCUACAUCUCGACCAUGCUGUCAUUAACCGCACUCUUUCUACGCUGGUGUUCACAAGUGCGUGACUUCGGACUACAACACUUAUGCUCCAUGCGUAAUCUACAAGUACUUUCACUAGCCGGUUGUCCAUUGCUCACCUCCUCCGGCCUAUCCAGUCUAAUACAGUUGCGUCAUUUGCAAGAACUCGAGCUGACCAAUUGUCCGGGAGCCUCACAUGAGUUGUUCGAUUACUUGAAAGAGCAUUUGCCACGUUGCUUAAUCAUUGAAUAAUACGUUUACAUAGCUGCAGCGUUAAUUGCAUGUGCCAUGAGCACAAAUCCGCAGGCGUGGAGCAGUUUAUGGAGUUGGACACUUGCAACUUCGUCACAGCUAAUGAUACAUGUGUUGCUACAUACAUAUGAGCUAUGGCUCGCAGAGAGCGGCAAAGAGGAGUUGGUUCUGAAGCUGGAAUUCAUGUGCAUAUAAAUUUUGAGCUGGUAAAAAAUUGCUCUGAAAAUUUUGUGAAACAAAUACUAUACAAACUGUUUAAAAAUGAAUGUUGAAAAAUAUCACCAAAGGUGUACACGGAAAUGGUUAUUUUUUGUUUGAAAAAUAUGUUUGCAAUGUUUAUUUGAUUUUUAAUUAUGCUUACAUAAACGAAAAAAAUAUAUGUAUACUUAAAUUCCAAACUUCUGUGUACAAAUAAGAAAAUGCAAAUAUAUUCUUCAACCACUCAAUGCCAGAAAUAGUAACUGAGUACACAAAUGUUCUUGCGUAAUUUUCCUAAAACUUGGCUUACACUUUUCAUACAACAACAACUAAGUUGAAAUAUGGUAAACUGAGUAAUUUAAAAUAAUCUAAUCUAGUAUAUUUAUAUUAUUGCUAAACAAUGCCGAUGUUCCUCAAACUGAAACAAUUAAAAAAAUAAACAAUUUUAAGAAUAAUAUUUAAAUUUUCUGCAAACAAAAGUCAUGCAGGUUUCUAAAGAAUAAAUUUUAAUGAACUUUGAACACUGUUGCCAUAACUUAUUAUAAAAGUUUUAAGUAGUACAUAUACAACUAUUUAACGGUUAAACAAAAAUGUUUACGAAAAUUUCAUAUAUCAUUACUUUUAAUAAUUGUUAUUGUUAAUAUUUUUAUAUUUUACUUGGUAUUUGUUAUUUUGUUUCAUCAUUUUAUACUUUAUUUUUAAUUUGGUUUUAAAUAUUUAUAAUUUAAUUUUCAAAUAUUUUUUUAUUAAUUUUAAUUUUAAACAUUUAAUUUUUGUAUAUACUGUAUUUGUGGAGAUAUGUGUUUGUAAAAUUUUUGUGAGAAAAGGUUAGAUAUUUAAUUAGCAAAAAUUUUAAUAUAAUUCUUAUUUUUACGGCUAUUGUGAUUUUGUACGGCCAUUGAUACAAGAAAUAUUCGAAUGAGCUUCCUUUCGAAAAUGUUAAAACCCAUUUUUUUUAAUAUUAAACCUGUGUCUCGAAUAAAAACGCCUUAAGGUACGAAACUUUAUUAAAAACUAUUUUAAAAAUUAAUUAAAAACAUAUUAUUAUUAGAUAAAUUCGCUACUUUUUCUGUCUGUUACCUCAUUUCACUUUUUAUGAUUAUGUUAAUUGAGCCAGUUAUGAUUGAAGGCGAAGGCCUCGAAUUAUUUUAUGAACAUAAAGACAUAUUUUCUAAAUUCUCACAAGAAUAUAUACUCAGCUUAAGACUGUUAUGUAGCUUAUACUUUAUGAAAAACUUUUUAGAGUCACUUAUAGUAAGCUUUCACGAAAGAAGCUUUCAAAAAACGGAGCUUUUUUAAAAACACGCACGCUUUCACAAAAGGAGAUGUUUUUUGCAUCACAGUGACCUGUAAAAAGCUUUUACUAUAUGCAAAGCAUUUUAAAGAUUAAAAAAUCACUUAAGCUUUCACAAAACAAGCUGGUUUGUAUAGUGUGUGACUUUAAGCAAAUUUUUCUUUGAGUGAAAGCUAUUUAAAUAUGUACUAUGUAUAGUGUGUGACUUUAAGCAAAUUUUUCUUUGAGUGAAAGCUAUUUAAAUAUGACGGCUGUCAAAUAAAAUUUCUGCAGAAAAUAUGUUUUAAUGAAUACACCACUUUAACUGAAUGUCUGUAAGUUAGUUGCUUUAAGUUAAGGUUGGUUUUCUUUGUUAAAUUCAGUACUGUGAUUUAAUGUUUUAAAUUAGAACUCAAAAAUGCUCACGAAUAAUAUUUUUAUUUACAUAAACAGUUUUAUAAAACAUGUAACUAACCACUACAGAAUCUAAUGUUGAUAGAGAUAAACCCUCAAGAUCAUAUUCAUAGGGUUUAGUUUGCAGGCAAAAUGUACCACGAUGAAGUUGGACAGGUCAAAAUAAGCCGCAGUUACUCUUGGAGUUUCGUGUUCAAAAGCGGCCUAUAUUGCUCCAUAAUUUGGGGGGUAUGACUCGGGUGUGGCAUUCAACAGAAAACUGGUUCAUUUUACAGGUCACAUCAAAAAACUAAACUAAAACGUGACAUAAUAUCAGCAAGAAAUAGAAAGCCGCAAUGAUUGAUAAAAUAUUAUAGAUUUUACAUAAAAUAUUUAUUUAUUUUUUGUAAGCUUCAGUUUUCAUUACCUUAAGUUAGUUAAUUUUAAGAGCAUUAUCGAUUCACUUAAGUUCCACGAUAAGUAAUAAAUCCGCCCACUUAAUUGAUAUUCAUAAAAAGACAUAAACAUAGACAAACGAAUAUGUAUGUAAUACACACAACGUUUAAAGUAAAAAAAUACAAUAGCUACAGCUGACAACAGAUACUAUACACAUAUGUAAUUGCAAUAGCUGUACUGCUAUGUUCAUGAUGAAAGCUAUAGUUAGAAGCUUUCAGUUUCAAAAUACUAGAAAUAGCAUUUUCAACAUGGAAAGCUAUUGUUCAAUUAAAAUCAGUUACAGAGCUUUCAUCUGCAUAAGAGCUUUCGAGCAUAAACACCAAAUUAACUCUGAAAUAUUACCUGAAAGCUUGUUAACCGAGAAAGCUUUUAUCCAUAUUAAUUAAAAAUAGUUGCCGAGCUUUCACCUUUACUAGAGCUUUCGAAAGUGAAAACAAAAAUUAUUAUUUCACUUUGAAAUAUUAUGUGAAAGCUUUAUUGAGCGAGAAAUAUUUUAUUUAUUAGUAAGAAAAAGCAACUAAAAAGCUUUCACCUUCAGAAGACCUUUCGGCAAUGAAACAAUAACUUUGAAAUAUUACCUGAAAGCUUUUUGACCGGACCAAAUUAAUUAAAAACAGUUAUAGACCUUUCACCUUCAUCAAAAUUUCCGAAAACUAAAACAAAACUCAAUUUGAAAUAAUGCCUGAAAGCUUAAUCAACUGAUUUUAAUGAAAGAAAUAAGAAACAUGGCUCCAGAGCUUUGAUUUUCAUUAAAGCUUUCAAAUCAUUUUAAAAUAUAUUUCAAUUAAUAUUUAAAAUAAAAAAUUAUAUAUCCACAUUUUUCAUUUUAUUUAUAAAAAAAAUUAGUUCCGUUUUUUAAACAAUUAAUUUGAAUUUUUUAAAUUAUCACUUCUUCAAUACUUUGUCUAAUGAAACAAUAAUGUAACUGUGUAACGACUUAAAUUUUGACGCUCUAGAAAAUGCUUUGAGAAGCCGCUUGCAAUUUAGCUUUAACUCUUUAACGCUGUUCUUUUAAAACUUUACUACACUCAAAAGUAUAAAUUGUAAAAUACUCAACUACAGGCGAAUGAAAACUUCAAAACUAAAAAUAAAAACUGCAAAAUAAAUUUUAUGAGUAGAUACUAGCUAUGAAAAUAGUUCACGAAUAAUAAAAUAUUUUCUAAUGGCAUGAAGUCUGCAAGAAAAAAAAGUAAAAGUAAAAAUCGAAAUAACUUUAUGGAAUAACUUUGUCAAAAUAUAAAAAAAAAAUCGAAUUUCAUUGUAAUAAAACAUACAAAAACAUAAAAAUACUUCAUUUUAAUAAAUUUGUAAAUUAUCUUGAAAAUAACCAAAUGUUAAUGCAAAAUUGUGAACGCUCUAAAGCACGAGAGGAGUGUGAAAGCUUAAUGGAAAAAGAAUGUGAACCAAAUGUUUACAUAAAAUAGAACAAAUUGACAUAUGGCUACAAAUAAAUAAAAUUAAUUUGUAAAAAAAAGAGCAAGCAUUAAGACCGUAUUAAAUAAUAAAAGCGAUAAAAGCUACAUUUUUAUAUGCAUGAAAAAGCUUUAAAACUUUGCCGUAGAUUACCAAAAAAUAAAGCUUAGUUACUUGUAGAAGAAAACAUACCAAAGGAGUUGAAUAUACGAAACAUAACAAACUCUUAGCUAGAAAAUGGAAAAAUUACGAAACAACAGAUCAAAAUACCGAACCAAAAAAUUAUGGAAAAAUGUAUGGGAAAUGAAGAAAAACAUAAAGAUAUAGUAGAAAAUGAAAGGGGUCGAAAAGCGCAUACCAAAGAAUGUAAUAAAAUUUAAGACAACAAGAAAUAGGUAGAAAGUAAAAAACACGAAGUGGAAGAAAGCUGAAUAAGAAACAACAAAAAAGGUAAUUAUAAUAGUAAAGAGGAGAAAAUAUAUAUGUAUAAUAUAUAUGAAAGCUUGUACUUUAAAAGAAAUUGCCAUCUGAGGUUAGAAGUUAUGGAACUCGUAACGUCUGAAGAUACCGUAGGCAGCUUGAAAGAGAAAUAAUAAAAAAUUAGUUGUAUUGGAACAGAUCUAUCUAUACAAAAAAUGGAAACAAUUGAAGCUGAAAAUUUCAAACCAGUGAAUGUAAAUAAAAAAUAAGUAAACAGAUAAAUUAAUUAAUAUCAAUGUCGAAACAAAGUAAAUUACCCAAAGCAAGUGCGUUCCCAGAAAAAAAAUCUAUGUAACCGGAACCAAAUAUACAUCCGGCCAAGCAACAACAAUCCAGUAGCAACACUCAAAAUUAUUUCAGGAAUUUGUAUGCUGCUACAACAACAAAAACUAAGGAAAUAUACAGAAAUCUAGCAAAAUUAUGAGAAAUUGAACCAAAUUUGGCAAAGCAAAUAUACAAAUACACUGACAAAAUUAUUAACAAAAAAUACAUGUUAAUAAAUAAAGAACAGAUGAUAAACAAUAAAAAAUAAAUAGAGCAAAACUCUAAAAUGCAUAUAGAAAAGUAGAGAGAAAGAAGAGAAACGUAGCUAAGAAAAUAAAAAAUCAGAGAGAAACUCUAAAGAAGCUAGUUUUUGUGAUGCACCAAAGCUCAGAAGAUAAAAAAUUAAAACACUGAUAAAAAGCGGCAAAAUCGUGAUAAAGAAAACUAAAAAUUGUGGCAAGAUUUUUAAGAAUGUAUGAUGGAGCUGGUGAUAAAUGCAUAACCAGUGAAACAAAAAGUAAAAUUAAACAAAUAUUGCAACUUAUUGGGAUAAUGUGCAAAAAUAAUGCAUAACAAGUAUAAUUAGAAAAAUCAAGUACUAAUCUACUAACAAAAACAACAUAGUCACCGAAUCAUGUAUGUUGUUUAAAGAAUAAAAAAACAUUAAAUUUGGCAAUUGAGAUUAAACAAACUAACUUUUAGCAUAAACAAAACUAAAUUGUAAUAUAAAUAAUAACUUUAUAGUCUAGAAUGGGCACACAUUAUUAAAGGAUAGAAAUACAUACACAAAAUAUUACGAAAAAAAAAUUCUAUUAAAUUAAACUAAGUGUGAGGCGUUAUUACUGAUUUUCUAAACUAAAUUGUGCAAUACACAUUAAAGUGCAAACCUUUUUAAGCUAAAUAUAAUUUAAUAACUAAAACAUACUUUUAAUAAAUUUGUUUAUAAAAUAUUUAUGUAUGUGUUAUGUAUUUACUUUGGUGUGUGCAGACAGCAUAAUUGUAAAUGUAGCGUUAAAAAAUUAGUUGUGUAAAAAAAUACAAGAAAUAUUAUUAAGUGCAUCAAAAAGUAAAAAGAUUAAAAAAAUAUUCAAAAAUUUUAAAUUAUGAAAAUAUUAUGUCGUAUACAAUGUACAAGUGUUGAAAAUGGAAAAAUAUGUAAUUAAAACGCCCUUCAACAAACAAAAAUUAAAUUGCUUUGUACUUUAAAAAGAAAAAGCUAAUAAAAUUGAAUACGUACAUAUUGUAUGUAUACAAAAUUUUGAAAGAA
Messenger RNA from Bactrocera dorsalis (oriental fruit fly), 9277 nucleotides. Its product is annotated as F-box/LRR-repeat protein 16. Gene Ontology annotation, molecular function: protein binding. The record is from RefSeq and is a predicted model, not a curated record. NCBI's taxonomy places the organism in Eukaryota, Metazoa, Arthropoda, Insecta, Diptera, Tephritidae. The coding region runs from base 1428 to 3533 and encodes 701 amino acids. The transcript is spliced from 6 exons.